This is a messenger RNA of Emys orbicularis (European pond turtle), 1629 nucleotides long. RefSeq names its product transmembrane protein 200C (gene TMEM200C). NCBI's taxonomy places the organism in Eukaryota, Metazoa, Chordata, Testudines, Emydidae. The transcript has a single exon. The record is from RefSeq and is a predicted model, not a curated record. The coding region runs from base 1 to 1629 and encodes 542 amino acids.
AUGAUCGCCACUGGAGGCCUCCUGAGGAUCUCGGCCAGGAAACAGGACCCCCUGGGACCCCAAAGCCAGCCCCCCAAACGCAAACGCAAACCCAGAAAGAAGCGCAAGAACGACGUGGUGGUGGUGAAGGGCAAGCUGAAGCUGUGCUCCGUCUCGGGGCUCAUCGCUCUCUGCGGCAUCCUGGUGCUGCUGGUGGGCAUCGCCUUGGCCGUGGUGGGCUAUUGGCCCAAACCCAGCCCCGUCUACCGGGAGGGCAGCUUCGGGGGGAGCAAACACCUGCCCGCGCAGGGCGGCGCCACCAAAAACCGCUCCAGCCGGGGCCAGCCGGGGGCGCAUGGGGGAUCCCACCCGGACACCCCUAGAGCCAACUCCUCCUCCUCCAGCAGCAGCAGCCGGGGGUCCCCACGCGCCGCGCCGGCCCCUUCUUCGGUGGGUUUCCUCUUCCAGCUCUUCUCGGGCUACCUGCACUCGGACAAGCUCAAGGUGCUGGGCCCCCUGAUCAUGGGCAUCGGCAUCUUCCUCUUCAUCUGCGCCAACGCGGUGCUGCACGAGAACCGCGACCGCAAGACCAAGAUCAUCAACCUGCGGGACCUCUACUCCACCGUCAUCGACGCGCACAGCCUGCGGGCCAAGGAGGGCGGGGGCCCGGCCGCCGCCCCGCUCAAUGGCUUCGUCAGUUACGUGCAGCAGGCCCGGGGGCUGGGCGGCGGCGGCAGCGGGGGGGAAGCCUUGGGCGCCGCGGCCAGGCUGGCCCAGAGCUCCUGGCCCCCGGCCCUGGGCGCCCCCGCGCCCCGCUGCUCCUCCUUCUCCGCCUCCCCGCCCAGCCUGGCCGAGGCCGUCUACAGCAUCUACCGGGAGCGAGCCGCCCUGGCCGGCCGCCCGCUGGGCGCCGCCACCCCUCCCUGCAGCCCCGCGCCCAGCUGGGGCCGGCGCAGCACCGCCAGCUCCCUGGUGGGCUCCUCACUCAGCGCCUUUACCCUGCUGCCCCUGGGCCAGGCCGAGGGCACGGGCGGGGAGAGCUGCGGCUGGCGGCGGCCGCCGGGCGAGCCCGGGGCCAGGGCGAGCCCGCGGGGCGAGUUCGAGCUGAGCCUGAGCGAGCUCGGCAGCGGCAGCCCCCUAGGGCCAGGGCAGGGGCGCAGGCACAAGCGGGUACUGAGGCGCCAGAGCACAAGCUGCCUGCCUGACGCCAGGCGGCCCCUCUCCCCUGGCCCCCCUCAGACUCGGGCUAGCAGCAAGGAGCUGGACUCCACCAGCCUUUUAGCCAAGGCUGCUUCUUCCACCUACUCCAGAUCUCUGGAUCUGGGCGGCUCGCCUCCCUUCACUCCGCCUGGGGUCAGGAGAGGCUCCAAGUCUGACCCAUCCAGCAGCAAUAAGGGCUACACGCACCUGGAGGAGGCAGGCACCUCCAUGGAGUCUAUUGCCAACACCCCCGCCAGUAAAACCCAGGACUGUGAGGAGGACCCAAAAGGGGAGAUCGGCCCCCUAGAGGGAGCCAGUAAAGAACAAACAGUGCAGCAACCUCAGCAAAUUCAGAGACAAUAUACAAAUAAAGAGAAGCUCUUCAUGAUUUCCAGGUCGCACGCCACGGCAGGGCUGGAGGAUGGGGAACUGGAAAGCACGGGCGUUUGA